AUGGACGGCAUCGACGCCAUGGGAUAUAAAACACCCACACCCAUCCAGCAACAGGCUAUUCCCGCUAUUCUGAAAGGGCAGGACAUCAUUGCCUGUGCACAGACCGGCACCGGUAAGACGGCUGCCUUUGUAUUGCCCCUGCUGGAUAAGAUCCUCCAGUCGGUACCCGGCAGUAUCAGCACCCUGAUCCUGGUGCCUACCCGGGAGCUGGCCGUACAGAUAGACCAGCAGAUAGAAGCCAUGAGCUACUAUAUUGAAGUCAGUUCAAUAGCAGUAUAUGGCGGUGGCACCGGGCAAAGCUGGAACCAGCAAAAACAGGCCCUUACAAAAGGAACCGAUAUUAUUAUCGCCACGCCGGGUCGCCUGAUUGCGCAGAUGCAAAUGGGCGGACUGGAUUUCAGCGGGCUUAAAUACCUGGUGCUGGAUGAGGCCGACCGUAUGCUGGAUAUGGGUUUUUAUGACGACCUGGUACGCAUCAUAUCUGCAUUGCCUAAGAACCGGCAAACACUGUGCUUCUCGGCAACGAUGCCACCUAAAAUAAGAUCGCUGACCAAGGAAAUUCUGAACAACAACCCGACACAGAUCAAUAUUGCCAUUUCAAGGCCAGCUGAAGGGAUCACGCAACUUGCUUACCUCGCUCAUGAUGAACAGAAGCUUUCCCUCAUACAAACCGUAUUAAAGGACGGCGAAUAUAAAAGUGUGAUUAUCUUCUCUUCCACCAAGGACAAGGUAAAAAGCCUGGAAAAGGAAUUGCGCAAAAACGGUGUUAAGGUAAAAGCAUUCCACUCCGACCUGGAACAACAGGAGCGCGAAGAGUUGAUGCUGGACUUUAAGAGCCGUAAAGUGCCGGUGCUGGUUGGUACAGAUGUACUGAGCCGUGGUAUUGAUGUGGAAGGGAUAGACCUUGUGGUCAACUACGACGUACCGCCGGAUCCGGAAGACUAUGUACACCGCAUCGGGCGUACUGCCCGGGCGGAGCGUAAGGGUACCGCUAUCACCUUCGUGAAUAGUAAGGACAUGCGUAAGUUUGGCUUUAUUGAAAAGCUGAUAGGACGUGAAAUUGAAAAGGUGGCAUUGCCUGAAGAGCUGGGCCCCGGCCCUGAAUACCGCGCAGAAGCCAGCCGUAGCCCAAGUAAGAAUGGUGCCCGUAAGAAUAAAUUUAAGCGCGGUGGCAGUGGCGGACCAGCCCAUGCUAAAAAAAGCAAGGACUAA
Ostertagia ostertagi is the source of this 1212-nucleotide messenger RNA. NCBI's taxonomy places the organism in Eukaryota, Metazoa, Nematoda, Chromadorea, Rhabditida, Trichostrongylidae. The record is from the annotation of a GenBank genome assembly.